UUUCAGACCACAAAAUGUCAGCGAAAAUUAUGUGGAAAAAGUGCUACGACUCAAUAAAAACAGUGGCAAAAACAGUUCCGAGCGCAGAAGAUUCGAUGAAAGGCGUGAAAAAUGCGGCUUCCAAAAUGCGCGCCGGUGUCGAUGAAAUUGUGGAAAAACGAAAAUUAUACGCGGAAUCUGAGACUGCAAAACUCAAAAAAUCACUGAAAGAUCUAUCGAAGGAAAAUUCCGAUUUAAAAAUGCAAAACCUGAAUCUUUCCGCCGAAAAUUCAGAUUUAAAAUCCAGAGGAUGGCUGAGCAUAUUUAAAUCGCCAAAAACCGAGCCAGAAUCCCGAAAAUCGUCGAAAAAAUGGGCUCUGGCGAAGAAGAUGCCACAAAUUUUCACAAUUUUUGCAACCGCCACCUACCUUGCCAAAACCGUCAGAAAAGUCGUCUUCAUCACUCCUUUCAUCGCCAUCGCCGCAAUCUACACGAAAUUCAAGAAAUUUUUCUAGAUAAUUUAUAUAAUCUAUAAUGAACGUGUCAAAAAUUUGUAAUAAAUUACGAGUAACUCCUUUUUUUGCAUUAAAAAUGCAACAGAAAUUGGUUUAAUAAAUAAUUUCAUUUUUC
Messenger RNA from Caenorhabditis elegans, 609 nucleotides. RefSeq lists its product as uncharacterized. The record is from RefSeq and is marked reviewed. The transcript is spliced from 3 exons. NCBI's taxonomy places the organism in Eukaryota, Metazoa, Nematoda, Chromadorea, Rhabditida, Rhabditidae. The coding region runs from base 15 to 494 and encodes 159 amino acids.